Molecule: messenger RNA, 672 nt
Organism: Cryptomeria japonica (Japanese cedar)
Lineage: Eukaryota; Viridiplantae; Streptophyta; Pinopsida; Cupressales; Cupressaceae
Product: protein LURP-one-related 5-like
Exons: 2
Coding region: 1-672 (223 amino acids)
Source: RefSeq, a predicted model, not a curated record
AUGCCUCAAAUCCAUCCUCACUCUUCCAUCUCACCUCCCCAUGUUUAUAUCGAUCAAAAUUUUUGUUCAAGCUCGUCUACCCACUUCACAGUUUGGACGAAAUCCUUCUUAUUUAAUGGUAAAGGAUUUACUGUUUUCGAUUCAUUGGGACAUCUUGUUUUCAGAGUGGAUAACUAUGCAUCCAAUGUUAGAAACGAAGUACUUCUCAUGGAUGAUGAAGGCCAACUACUUCUUACAAUGCGGCGCAAGCAAUGGAGUUUAAGGAAGCGAUGGGAAGCAUUCAGAAGAGAUCCCAUAGAGUCUGAUGAGCCCAAAUUUACCCUUAAAAAGUAUUUGGGCUUUUCAAAUAAAACCGUGGCCAACGUAUUUGUAGAUGGAAGUAGAGAAAUUAAGGAGUGCGAUUACCAGAUGGAAGGGUCGCUGUGCAAAGCAUCGUGCACAAUAUUCAAUGCCUCCGGAAAGAUCAUCGCGCAGAUUAAGCGAAGGGAAGGCAGAUUGGAUAUAAUGCUGGGGAAUGAUGUUUUGAGCCUGGUUAUCGAAGCUGGAAUAGAUCAGGCAUUUGUAAUGGGCUACUUAUCAUGUUUAAUCAGAUAUGCAUCAGAUAUGCUAGGAGAAUACUUGACGAAGAUGGUAGAUGGUAGCAGGGGAGGUUGGCCGCCCAGCCAGUUUUAA